This is a messenger RNA of Cicer arietinum (chickpea), 1500 nucleotides long. RefSeq names its product putative pentatricopeptide repeat-containing protein At5g59200, chloroplastic. Lineage: Eukaryota; Viridiplantae; Streptophyta; Magnoliopsida; Fabales; Fabaceae. The record is from RefSeq and is a predicted model, not a curated record. Gene Ontology annotation, molecular function: RNA binding; protein binding. Gene Ontology annotation, biological process: RNA modification.
AUGAUUGAUGUAGUAGAUGACACGUUAACCUUAAAAGUAAAUGAGGAAACUGUCACUUUUAACAUUCUGAAAGCCAUGGAACACUCAAAAGAAAGAGAAGGGUGCAAUCGAAUCGAGAUCUUAGAUGAGAUAGUCAACGAAGAAAUGGAGCAUCAAACACCCAGUUUGCCAUUAGAAAGAUUGUUAUGCCUAUCCCAAGAUGUUGUUAAAGAAAGUAAAGAUCCAAAGGUGAAAAAGGAGGUUCAUUGUGUUGUUUUGAAAAAUGGGUUUUGUGUUAAUUUUUAUGUUGGGACUUCUUUGGUUGAAAUGUUUGUGAGAAGUUUGGUUUCUUGGACUGCUAUUGUUGGGUUUGCUAGGUGUGGGGAUAUGAGUGAGGCCAGGAAGCUUUUUGAUGUUAUGCCUGAUAGAGAUAUUGUUGCUUCUAAUGUUAUGAUUGAUGGGUAUGUGAAAAUGGGGUGUAUGGAUUUGGCGAGGGAUUUGUUUGAUAAGAUGAAGGAUAAGAAUGUUAUUUCUUGGACUAGUAUGGUUCAUGGUUAUUGUGAGGAUGAUGAUGUUGUGGUGGGUAGGUUUAUAUUUGAUUGUAUGCCUGUCAAGAAUGUGCUUAGUUGGAAUGCGAUGAUUAGGGGAUAUUGUGAGAAUAGACGACCGCACAAUGCAUUGAAGUUGUUUUGGGAAAUGAGGGGACGUUUGGAUGUGGAAAUGAAUAAAGUGACGGUUGUGAGUGUUCUUCCUGCUGUUGCUGAUUUGAGUUCUUUGGAUUUGGGUGUUUGGAUUCAUGGGUUUGUGCAAAGGAACCGACUUGAUGAAGAUGUUCAUGUGUAUGCUUUGGUUGAUAUGUAUGCAAAAUGUGGGGAAAUUGGAAAAGCUAAAUUGCUUUUUGAGGAGAUGAAUGAAAAAGAUACAUCGUCGUGGAAUGCUUUGAUAAAUGGUUAUGGUGUCAAUGGUUGUGCGAAGGAAGCGUUAGAAGUAUUCGCAGCAAUGUUACGGGAAGGAUUUGAACCGAAUGAGAUAACAAUGACUAGUGUGUUAUCUGCUUGCAACCAUUGUGGUUUGGUAGAGGAAGGAAGAAGAUGCUUCAAAGAAAUGGAGAGAUUUGGAAUUGUGCCUCAGAUUGAGCAUUAUGGUUGUAUGAUUGACCUUCUAGGAAGGGUUGGAUACUUGGAUGAGGCUGAAAAUAACAAACUCAGCGCAGUACUUGCUUGCACCAUGUGGUCCAUUUGGAAGCAAAGGAACAACAUUAUAUGGCGAAAUGAACAUGACACAAUGGCUGCGGUCUGUAACCGUGGGAUCGUGUUGCUGACAGACCGGAGAACUCAGUGGAUCACACCCAUCCUUGAUCUGGUUUUUGAGCUAAAUUCCAAACGUGUGGUUGAUAGCUUUCAUAGGAACACAAUUGAUGUCUCGGAUUUUGUGGAACUCCGAUACAGUGAAUUUAUGUUGUUUUGUCAUGGGGACUUCAUGGUUGAUAGUUUGACUUGCACAAUUUGGGCAGUGCCGUGA